AUGGAGAAUUUGAAAAUCUUAGGGUCGGUACAUUUUGCUGGCGGAAGCAGGAAAGAACUGACUCGGCAGGCAUUUGCUCGAGUUGUCCAUAAAACUUAUAUUGCAGAGUUUCCAAAGUCCGCCUGGGCGGAUCCUUUCAUCAAUUUCGGGGCUAUCCCUGAGCGUGAAAGAAAGGUGCUCAUUGAAAGAGUGAUACAACGGUGCAUCGAGGCCAGGACUUUUGCCGAGGGCACUCCGGCUUCCCUGAUUGAAAAUGGAGUGCUUGUGCGGUUGAAGUUGGUACGAGCUGCGUGGGGUCAGGUGCAAAUCAAGAAGUACAAGGAAGCUCAAAAGUCUCAAGGAACUCAGGAACAGGCAAGUGGACAUCGUAUUUGUGAAAGUCUCAUGGGUCGGCUGGCUGACUGGGCCGCAGAAUCCGAUCGGGGCUGA
Messenger RNA from Exophiala xenobiotica, 429 nucleotides. RefSeq lists its product as uncharacterized. Lineage: Eukaryota; Fungi; Ascomycota; Eurotiomycetes; Chaetothyriales; Herpotrichiellaceae. The record is from RefSeq and is a predicted model, not a curated record. Bases 1 to 429 code for a protein of 142 amino acids. The transcript is spliced from 2 exons.